AGCCAAGCGGGAAGGGAAGAGCGCUUGACCCUUUUGACACGAGCGGCGGAGGCGGGAGCAAGCAUCCGCGGCGGCGACGCCAUGGGUGGCUGCUCCUCCGCCUUCGCGGCUCCCACCAGGAUGUUGCGCUUCGGCCGCGGCCGAGCGCCGGCGGCCAUCCUCCCGGUCACCAGCCGCGACGACCCGCUGUGCUGCUCCCCCGACGACGACAGCAACGCCGGCGCCGGCGGCGAGCAAGGGGGGAAGAAGGGGAGGAGGUGGCACUACAGGAGAUGCAGCGGGAGGAAGGGCGGCUCCAUCCUCGGCGACGCCGCCGACGUCAAGACGGCGGGCGCGUUCGCGGAGAGGUACCGGCUGGGCGCGGAGCUCGGGCGCGGGGAGUUCGGGGUGACGCGGCGGUGCGCCGACGCCGCCACCGGGGAGGCCCUGGCGUGCAAGACGAUCCGCCGGAAGCGGCUCCGGCGGUGCGGCGGCGACGCGGAGGACGUGCGGCGGGAGGUGGAGAUCCUGCGGCGCGUCUCCGCGCUGAGCGGCCCCGGCGCCGACGCCGUGGUGCGGCUCCGCGACGCCUGCGAGGACCCCGACGGCGUCCACCUCGUCAUGGAGCUCUGCGAGGGCGGCGAGCUCUUCGACCGCAUCUUCGCCCGCGGCCACUACACCGAGCGCGCCGCCGCCAAGCUCGCCCGCACCAUCGUCGGCGUCGUCCAGCUAUGCCACGAGAACGGGGUGAUGCACAGGGACCUGAAGCCAGAAAACUUCCUGUUCGCCAACACGUCGGAGGACUCGCCUCUCAAGGCCAUCGAUUUCGGCCUCUCGGUGUUCUUCAAGCCAGGAGAUCGAUUCACCCAGGUGGUUGGCAGCACCUACUACAUGGCACCAGAGGUUCUCAACAGAAGCUACGGGCCAGAAGCCGACGUCUGGAGCGCCGGCGUCAUCCUCUACAUCCUGCUGUGCGGAGUCCCUCCUUUCUGGGGAGAUAAUGAUGAGCGAAUCGUGACGGCGAUACUCCAGGGUGGGAUCAACUUCAACAGGGAGCCAUGGCCCAAGGUGUCCCCGCAUGCAAAGGACCUUGUCAGGAAGAUGCUUGACCCGAAUCCUUCUACCCGGUUGACAGCAAAGGAAGUGCUUGAGCAUCCUUGGCUCAAGAAUGCCGAUAAGGCUCCAAACGUAUCGCUUGGAGAGGUGGUUCGAUCCAGGCUGAAGCAAUUCUCAGCCAUGAGUAAGUUCAAAAAGAAGGCACUUGGAGUAAGUUGCAGAGAAACCUGCUGCUAUUAUUCUUGUUUUCUUCAAAAAGAGUUACACUUCCUCACUGUGAAGCAUCUGCCGAUGAAGGUCGUUGCCAUGAAUUUACCGGUGGAGGAGAUGGACAAAUAUACUCAGAUGUUCCAUAUGAUGGACAAAGACAAUAGUGGCAGUUUGACACUUGAGGAUCUGAAGUUGGGGCUCCAGAUAAAUGGUCAUCCUGUUCCAGAGGCGGAGAUAAAGAUGCUGUUAGAUGCUGGUGACAUAGAUGGAGAUGGAACAUUAGAUUGCGAGGAGUUUGUAACAGUAUUACUUCACAUAAAAAAGAUGAGCAAUGAGGAAUACCUACCUAAAGUUUUCAAGUUCUUUGACAAAGAUGGUAAUGGUUUUAUUGAAAUGGAAGAAUUAAUGGAAGCUUUAGGUGAUGGUGAACUGGGCCUUACUGAGCAAGUGAUUAAAGAUAUUAUUCAGGACAUUGACACGGAUAAGGAUGGCCGUAUUAGCUAUCAGGAGUUCGAAUCAAUGAUGAAAUCUGGAUCAGAUUGGAGGAAUGCUUCCCGACGAUACUCAAAAGCAAAUUUCAGCACCCUCAGUCGUAAGCUGUGCAAAGGAAAUUCAUGAAACAGAAAGGAGGAUCUGAGCAAUAGUUACUUAUGGAGUUCAUCAAGGAACCAACUAAAAACAACGCAUCAGUGGGCAACCUAAAAAUGUAAAAACCAGAUUACUGGGUAGAGGGCAUCAGGGUGAAAUGAGAUCUUGUAUCUCAGUUGCAUAGAUGACAAGGUUCAUCAAGCAGCGAGCCCUGUAGCAUCAUCCCUUGUAAUGGAAUCAAGGCAUUCCAUAUAGGAUCUGUAUUCAUGAUUUAGACAUAGACACAUGUAAGGGAAGCGCCGACAUGCAAUCCACUUACCAAAAUUUGAUGUU
Molecule: messenger RNA, 2166 nt
Organism: Oryza brachyantha (malo sina)
Lineage: Eukaryota; Viridiplantae; Streptophyta; Magnoliopsida; Poales; Poaceae
Product: calcium-dependent protein kinase 22
Exons: 7
Coding region: 82-1863 (593 amino acids)
Biological process (GO): protein autophosphorylation; peptidyl-serine phosphorylation; intracellular signal transduction
Cellular component (GO): cytoplasm; nucleus
Molecular function (GO): calcium/calmodulin-dependent protein kinase activity; calcium ion binding; ATP binding
Source: RefSeq, a predicted model, not a curated record